This is a messenger RNA of Echinops telfairi (small Madagascar hedgehog), 4987 nucleotides long. RefSeq names its product strawberry notch homolog 2 (gene SBNO2). Bases 211 to 4350 code for a protein of 1379 amino acids. Gene Ontology annotation, molecular function: chromatin DNA binding; histone binding. The transcript has 33 exons. The record is from RefSeq and is a predicted model, not a curated record. Gene Ontology annotation, biological process: regulation of DNA-templated transcription. Gene Ontology annotation, cellular component: nucleus. NCBI's taxonomy places the organism in Eukaryota, Metazoa, Chordata, Mammalia, Afrosoricida, Tenrecidae.
GGAACCGUGAUCAGCAGGGCGCUGGGCAGCGAUGGCCAACAGACAGCCCGCAGCCCCUGGCAGGGCCCUGGCUCCAGCACCUCCAGCUUCAGGCUGCCGUGAUCACGCCCAAGUAGCAGGACAUGAUGCCACCACCCCCGCCCUCUCCGCCACGGCCACCUACUGAGACACCCAGAUAGAGCCUGGGCCCUGUGGUGGCAGUGGCCACCCAUGCUCGCAGUGGGCACUGCCAUGGAUGGGGAGUGUCCCCAGCCGGAGCCCCCGCCCGGGGCCAGCGUCCUGUACGGCCGGCCCCCUCUGCAGGCCCCACUCUGCGGCUCUAGUGUUGAGAACACCAUGCUGCACUACCCAUGGUGGGAGAGCUACUUUCCAUCAGCACCAUACCCGGCCUUCCCCAGCGACAGCCACCAGUUUGGGACUUCUGUCUCCUACUUGUACCCAGCUGUGGGAGGUCAACCUGGCCCGGAUACCAGCUAUGUCUCUACCUAUGACCGCAGCUACCUACCAAAGAGCAGCCACGUCCCUCAGGACUCUUCGUGCCUCGACGAGCUCUCCAAUGCCUCCUUCCUGUCCUCAUCCGUGGACUCCCUCUCGGACAUUGUGGACACGGCCGACUUCCUGCCCGCCGACGGCCUCAGCCAGGUGCCCACCAUCUGGGAUGUGAGCACUGCCUCGCCUGCCCAAGACAAGCUUUUCCUGCCUAGCGGGCCAUUCCCAGGCCUCCAGGACUCCGUGUCCACCCUCCCUGCCACUCCACUCCUCAUCAGCUACCAGUCGCAGAGCCAGCCCGAGGACGAGGAGGAGGCUGAGGAGGAGGAGACAGAGGAGUUGGGUCACACGGAGACCUACGCUGACUACGUGCCCUCCAAGUCCAAGAUCGGGAAGCACCACCCAGACCGUGUCGUGGAGACCAGCACCCUGUCAAGCGUGCCCCCACCCGAUGUCACAUACAUGCUGGCCCUGCCUGUCUGCACCCUGGACAGUGGGGCACUGUCUGCCCUGCAGCUGGAGGCCAUCACCUAUGCCUGCCAGCAACAUGAGGUCCUGCUCCCCAAUGGACAGCGGGCUGGCUUCCUCAUCGGUGACGGGGCUGGUGUGGGCAAGGGCCGCACAGUGGCUGGCAUCAUAUUCGAGAACUACCUGAAGGGCAGGAAGAAGUCCCUGUGGUUCAGCGUUUCCAAUGAUCUCAAGUACGACGCGGAGCGUGACCUGCGGGACAUUGAGGCCCCCAGCAUCCCUGUGCAUGCACUCAGCAAGAUCAAAUACGGCGACAACACUGCCUCCGAGGGCGUCCUCUUUGCCACCUACUCUGCGCUCAUCGGAGAAAGCCAGGCUGGCGGGCAGCACCGCACACGCCUCCGGCAGAUCCUCGAGUGGUGCGGGGCCGCCUUCGACGGGGUCAUCGUAUUUGACGAGUGCCACAAAGCCAAAAACGCCAGUUCCACCAAGAUGGGCAAAGCCGUGCUGGACCUGCAGAGCAAGCUGCCCCUGGCCCGGGUCGUCUAUGCCAGCGCCACAGGGGCCUCGGAGCCACGGAACAUGAUCUACAUGAGCCGCCUGGGCAUCUGGGGUGAGGGCACGCCUUUCCGUACCUUCGAAGAGUUUCUCCACGCCAUCGAGAAGAGGGGCGUGGGCGCCAUGGAGAUCGUGGCCAUGGACAUGAAAGUCAGCGGCAUGUACAUCGCACGCCAGCUCAGCUUCUCCGGGGUUACCUUCCGCAUUGAGGAGAUCCCGCUGGCCCCCGCCUUUGAGCGCAUCUAUAACCGCGCGGCCCUGUUGUGGGCCGAAGCCCUGGGCAUGUUCCAGCGGGCAGCCGACUGGAUCGGCCUGGAGUCACGCAAGUCCCUGUGGGGCCAGUUCUGGUCAGCUCAUCAGCGCUUCUUCAAGUACCUGUGCAUCGCAGCCAAAGUGCGCCGCCUGGUAGAGCUGGCACGCCAGGAGCUGGCCCGGGACAAGUGCGUGGUGAUCGGGCUGCAGUCUACAGGCGAGGCGCGGACCCGAGAGGUGCUGGACGAGAACGAUGGGCACCUGCACUGCUUCGUCUCAGCCGCAGAAGGUGUCUUCCUCUCGCUCAUCCAGAAGCACUUCCCAUCAGCCAAGAGGCGGCGCGAGCGAGCUGCAGGCGCCAAGCGGAAGCGGCGGCCGCGGAGCCGCGCCGUCAAGACGCCCCGGCUGCUGUGCGAAGUGGCUGGCGUUAUCCGAAUCAGCGACGACAGCAGCACAGAGUCAGACGCCGGCCUGGACAGCGACUUCCACUCCUCCCCUGAGUCCCUGGCCGAUGACGAUGUAGUCAUUGUAGAGGCGCUAGGCCUCGCUGUUGAAGACAGAGGCCCCCUGUGCCCCCCACAGCGGGACGUGCAGGGUCUAGGCGUGCUGGAGCGCGUGCAGCGCCUGAAGCAGGAGCUGUUGGCCAAGGUGCGAGACCUGGGUCGGGACCUGCCGGUAAACACCCUGGAUGAGCUCAUCGACCAGCUCGGGGGCCCCGAAGCCGUGGCUGAGAUGACUGGCAGGAAAGGACGGGUGGUGUCCAGGCCCAAUGGGACAGUAGUCUUCGAGUCCCGGGCAGAGCAGGGCUUGUCCAUUGACCACGUCAACCUCAGGGAAAAGGAGCGCUUCAUGAGCGGCGAGAAGCUCGUGGCCAUCAUCUCAGAGGCGUCCAGCUCGGGCGUGUCCCUCCAAGCGGACCGCCGGGUGCAGAACCAGAGGCGGCGUGUCCACAUGACGCUCGAGCUGCCCUGGAGCGCAGACCGUGCCAUCCAGCAAUUCGGCCGCACUCACCGGUCGAACCAGGUCUCCGCACCCGAGUACGUGUUCCUUAUUUCGGAGCUGGCAGGCGAGCGGAGGUUCGCCUCCAUCGUGGCCAAGCGCCUGGAGAGCCUGGGGGCUUUGACCCACGGAGAUCGCCGUGCCACCGAGUCCCGAGACCUGAGCAAGUACAACUUCGAGAACAAGUACGGUGCACGGGCCCUGCACUGCGUGCUCACCACCAUCCUGAGCCAGACUGAGAACAAGGUCCCCCUGCCCCUGGGCUACCCUGGAGGGGAUGCAGCCUUUUUCCGGGACAUGAAACAGGGCCUGCAGUCUGUGGGCAUCAGUGGCCGAGAAUCCAGGUCAGGCUGCCUGGAUGUGGAGAAGGACUGCUCCAUCCCCAAGUUCCUGAACCGCAUCCUGGGCCUGGAGGUGCACAAGCAGAACGCACUCUUCCAGUACUUCUCCGACACCUUCGAGCACCUCAUUGCCGCCGACAAGAAGGAGGGCAAAUACGACAUGGGCAUCCUGGACCUGGCCCCGGGCGUGGAUGAGAUCUACGAGGAGAGUCAGCAGGUAUUUCUGACCCCUGGCCACCCCCAGGACGGCCAGGUGGUGUUCUACAAGAUCAGUGUGGACCGCGGCCUGCGUUGGGAGGAGGCUUUCGCCAAGUCCCUGGAACUGACUGGCUCCCAUGACGGCUUCUACCUCUCUUACAAGGUCCGAGGCAACAAAACCAGCUGCCUGCUGGCCGAGCAGGACCGCGGCAAGCACUUCACUGUAUACAAGCCCAACAUCGGCCGGCAGAGCCAACCGGAGACCCUGGACGGCCUCUGCCGCAAGUUCCACAGGGUCACAGCUGAGGAGGCCCAGGAGCACUGGGAGAGCAGCUACGCCUUCUCGCUGACCCACUGCAGCCACGCGGCCUGGAACCGGCCCUGCCGACUAGUCCAGGACGGCAAGGACUGUGUGCAGGGCCUGCGCCUGCGCCACCACUACAUGCUGUGCGGGGCCCUGCUGCACGUGUGGGGCCGCAUCGCAGCCGUCAUGGCCGAGGUCACCAGCAGCAGCUACUUGCAGAUCGUGCGCCUCAAGACCAAGGACCAGAAGAAGCAAGUUGGCAUCAAGGUCCCCGAGGGCUGCGUGCGUCGCGUGCUGCAGGAGCUGCAGUUGAUGGAUGCUGACGUCAAACGCAAACGCCAGCGCCAGCGCAGCCUGGGCCUCCCUGCACCACCCCCGCCCACCUUGCCCCGCCCUCUGGCCCUACCCUGCGGGCCUGGCGAGGUGCUGGACCUGACCUAUAGCCCGCCAGCUGUGCCCUUCCCGCCCGUGCCCCGCUUCACCUACCCUCCAUUGCCCACUGAAAUGCCCCCUGCCCCCGGCCUGCUGCUGGGUGCCCCCGAUCCCACAGCGCCCCCAGACCCAGUGGACAUGCCACAGCACGGCUGUGACAUCAACUUCAAGGAGGUGCUGGAGGACAUGUUGCGCUCCCUGCAGACCGUGCCAGCUGCGGUGCCCCCCGGCCCAGCUGCAGCAGGGGUUGGCGGGGGUCCAGAGCGCCAGAGUGUUAUCCAAUUUGGGCCACCCUUCCCCAACUCCUAGGCGAGCACACAGCCCCGACCUGGGGCACUUUCAGAGGCCUAUUUAUGUGUCCACAUGUCCCUCCCCUCGGCCAGUGUACAGGGCAGUGGUCCUCUUCAACCAGAGGCAGGGAGCUGCUGCCCACCCAACCAGCCCCACAGGGCCCCCACUUCAGUGCCUUCCCAGGCUGACCCUCCAAGGGCCAGCACAUGUGGACAUGCCCCUUACCCCCAUGGGUCUGUCAGGGAUUCCCCAGGCCACCCUGCUCAGGAUUAGGGGUAGGUGCGCAAGGGGUCAGGCAGGCCCUGGGGGUUGGGGCCCAGGACCCUCUGUGCCUCUUCUCUCCUGACCCCCCCAACCCGGAGGGCAGGCACCCUGACCAGGGGGCUCCCUGCUCAACCCACCAAUGGCCACACCCGUCAAACUGGGUGGUCCAAGAGCUGGAGACUCAGGAAACCCCAGGUGCUCAGGGUCAAGGCUCCGGGGGCCCCCCCAUUAAUAUAUGCAAUGCCCCCAGCCUCUCACUCCCUAAGUUAUUGCAUUGCCCCGCUGCUCUCCAGGCCUGGAAGCCCCUGGGGGCGGGGCCUUCUAUCAGAGUGUAUUUAUAAGUCCCAUGUACAUAUGUAAAGAGAGUUUUAAAUAUACAUCCUUUUGAUUA